AUGGUAUAUAGAGAGCGUACAUUAUCUGGCGAAGGAUUAAAUAAAAUAAAUGAAUAUGUGUAUAUCGAUAUUCCCCCUUGCCUUAUGAAUAAUGAACCUGUAAUUCUCGCAAAAGAGGAAGAUGUAUGGGCCUCAGUGCAUGAAAAAGAUGCAAAUGAGAAACUUCGCAUUUUGGAUCAAUUUAAAAAAGACGAAGUUGAAUUAAAUAAUCUUAUUCAUAAUUCUGCUAUACAAAGAGAUCAAAACAUCGAUAUUAUGAUAAAUUUUAUCAAUGAAAUUAACUGCCACGAUGAAAAAAUUGUGAGUGAUACUUCACUUAUUUCUAACUGUAAAUUAGCCGAUGAUGAUUCCAGAUCCAACAUUGACUGCACUCAUCUUUUACCUGCUAAUGUAAUAGAAAAGUCCAAGCAAGAUCAGUCAGAUUGGCUGCGAAUUACUGAAGUAGAAUUUGAUGAACUUAUCGAGAAAAGUAAUACUGCUAGACUUAAAAAAUGCGAAGAAAAUUUAAAUAUCAUCAGAAAUGUAAUAACGGAAGCUGAUAUAUUGAACCGUACAAAAAUUGAGAAAGAUGAUGAAUAUAUGGCUGAACUAUAUAAAAAUAUAUCUCGCGAUCAUUUUCUUUUGAAUGAGUUAGUUUUAUCAAUCAAUAAGGAAUUGAAUACAAAUUAUCAUAAUAUACAAACUGAAAUAUUAUUGCUUGAAAAUCCUAUGCAUAAUUUAUCAAUUUUAGCUUUGAAGUUAAAGCAUCGUCAAAAUCUUGAAAGAAUGGCGGAACUUUAUAAUGAAUUAUUAAUGGAUCGAGAUUUCCAAAGGAAACAGCUUUUUUGUGAUAUGAAAUCCAUGAUAGAGAAGGAUGAAAUUGCUCAGAGACAUGUUGCAGCUGAGGCUUUGAGACGUCACGCCGAAUCUGUUUUUCCCCCAAGAUGCUCAAAUUUGUACCAAAGCAAUGCAUUUGGUUCCUUUCUUGAUGACGCCGAAUCAGUUAGCAGAAAAUCUUAUAUUCAUGAGAAUGAGAAUGCUCAUCGUUUUUCUCACACAAAAUCCAGAAAAGAUAUUUUAAAGCCUUUAGAAAUGAAAGGUAUCAUUUUUGUUCGUCCUGUCGAUGAAUGUGUUGUGUGUGCAGAUAUUGUUUGUACCAUGUGGCCAUAUGAGCGUGUGUGA
Molecule: messenger RNA, 1161 nt
Organism: Dracunculus medinensis (Guinea worm)
Lineage: Eukaryota; Metazoa; Nematoda; Chromadorea; Rhabditida; Dracunculidae
Source: the annotation of a GenBank genome assembly